AUGGAGGUGUAUGUCGAGGACAUGUUGGUAAAAAGCCGAACGGCAGGGGAGCAUCUGGAAAACCUGGCCCUCAUGUUCGGUAUUCUAAAGGACUACCGAAUGCGGCUGAAUCCAGCGAAGUGCGCCUUCGGUGUAUCUUCCGGUAAAUUUCUCGGGUUCAUGAUCAGUCAAAGGGGAAUCGAGGCCAAUCCCGAGAAAAUCAAAGCCAUAAUCGACAUGGAGACGCCGAAGACGCAGAAGGACAUUCAGAGCCUUACCGGACGUGUCGCUGCCCUAACACGCUUCAUCUCCAAGGCUACCGACAAAUGCGUGCCAUUCUUCAAAGCUUUGAAAGGGGGCAAACACCAUAUCGCAUGGACUCCCGAAUGCGACCAGGCAUUUCAAAACUUGAAGAACUACAUGAGCCAGGCACCACUCUUAUCAAAACCACUUCCAGGCGAGGUACUACUCCUAUACCUUUCGGUAUCCAACACUGCCGUUAGCUCAGUGUUAAUACGGAAGCCGGAGAAGGCGGAGCUACCGAUCUUUUAUGUCAGCAAGGCGCUCCAGAGCGCAGAGCUUCGUUACCCACCCUUGGAGCAGCUAGCACUGGCCCUGGUCGUCUCGACGCGAAGACUUCGCCCUUACUUCCAGGCGCACGAAAUCACAGUUCUGACGAACCAGCCUCUUCGGCAGGUACUCCAAAAGCCGGAAACAUCUGGCCGAUUGGUCAAAUGGGCAAUCGAGCUGGGAGAGUUUGACAUACAGUUCAAGCCCAGGCCUGCAGAAAAAGGCCAAGCCGUUGCCGACUUCAUCUCCGAGCUCACACCUCCUGCGCUAUCGGAGCCAUCAUCGCCGAGCGCCAUCCCUCUUGAACCAGAGAAAAUGGAUACCGAACGUUUCAAUACUUCCGUUCCUCUCUGGAUCCUGCACGUGGAUGGCUCGGCAAACCAGCAAGGCUGUGACGCCGGGUUGGUGUUAACCACUCCUGACGGUAGCAAAAUCGAGUAUGCCCUCCGAUUCAACUUCCGGACCUCCAAUAACGAUGCAGAAUAUGAAGCCCUCCUGGCUGGCCUUCGGCUAGCCAAGAGCAUGAGCGCGAGGCAGAUCAGCAUUCACAGUGACUCCCAGCUCAUAGUAAAUCAGAUAACGGCAGACUUUGCAGCGAAGGAUGCCUCCAUGUCAGCCUACCUCUCGGCAGCUCACCAAGUUGGACUGCCGAACGGUAGGGCCACGAUUCCUUCCGAAGACAACUUCAAAUCCCCUUCCGAGAACUCUCACAAGGGGACUUGGGGGACUCCUGUUUAUACCAAAAUGAACAGCCAAUGA
Prunus armeniaca (apricot) is the source of this 1308-nucleotide messenger RNA. Lineage: Eukaryota; Viridiplantae; Streptophyta; Magnoliopsida; Rosales; Rosaceae. The record is from the annotation of a GenBank genome assembly.